Messenger RNA from Aegilops tauschii subsp. strangulata, 1082 nucleotides. RefSeq lists its product as uncharacterized. The record is from RefSeq and is a predicted model, not a curated record. Lineage: Eukaryota; Viridiplantae; Streptophyta; Magnoliopsida; Poales; Poaceae.
AUGGAGGAAGCACCGUGUCGACGGUGCAAGUCACGGUGCCGGACCAGCCUUUGUACUGCCACGCUGUUCGGCAUCUACUUCCAGCCUACUUUUGUUUUUGCAGCGAUCGUCCCAUGCAAUGUGAGAUUGGCAUUCAAUGAGAUCGUCGGAGACACCGUGACCUUCGACGCUCUCGAGGGGCCGUACACUAUGCAGGUCGAUAAGGGGCGAACGAUAACCCAGAUUGGAGGAGAUGAGUGGGAUCGUUUCAUCGCCCGCUUGCGUCUUAGUGGGGGUGAAUUAAUCAGCUUCUCCUUCGGAGGAGAAAGGCCCCGGGUUUCUGUUAUCUAUCUGAAUUUGAUUUUCGAUAGUGAAGAUGAAGUUCAUGAGGAGGACGAUGGUGAGGAUUCAGAUGAUGAUGAGAACCCACUUGAUGAAGCACUCUAUGCCCAAAGACUGAGCCUGAGCGGCAAUGAAACGUGCAACCUCUGGGACAUGCUUCCGCUACGUGAAGACUACGUCGGGAUGCCAUUCGUGACCUGCCUCACAAGGACGAAUGUUAAACAGCAUCUCAUGAAAUUACCUAAGAGGUUAUCUGUUAGCUGUGGCAUCGAGCCGCAUGAAGAAGGCAUGACUGCUGGACUAUGCCUUACCAGAACGGGCUCCAUCACCACCUGUGCCUACGCAGUGGACACGGACGGUCGCACUGUCUUCAACCGGGUGGGGUGGAAGAAGUUCCUUCAUGGCAAGAAUCUUUGGGUAGGUCAGGGCAUCCAACUCACUAUUGCGAACACCCGUCGCCGUGACUGGAGGAUGAUGAUCACCAUCAACCUCAUUUAGAACUGGCUGGGCCAUGUUUCGAUGUGAAAUGAACUUGGUAUGUUAGCUCUUGUUUCCGAGUACUCGCUGUGUAUUACCGUACCUAUCUAUAUAUAUCUAGGUUCAGUAAAUGGGCCAUGUAUCGCUGUGAAAUGAACUUGUUAUGUUUGGGGCUUGUUUUGUUGUUGCCCCAGCGGUUAUUUGAGACUUCCUUGAACUUGAAUCUGUCUUGACUUGUUGUUGGAUGCUUGGUGCUGUUGCUUUAUAGUAUAAAGCUGGGGGGG